AUGGACUUCCUGAUUCUGAUGCUGAUGAUGUUGGUGUCCCAGCCAGUCUCUGGGAAGUUUAGGAUGAACUGCCUGGUGAAUGUCAAGCGCCAGAGUGGGAAAAAACCAUGGAGCUAUUACAGGCCAGGAGACCAUCACAUUAGUAUAGUCAAUAGCGCAUCAACAAGAGUACACGAAAUCUUGAGCUUCAACAUGGUUCCUUAUAGUCAUGCUCGCUUCUCACUUUCACAUAAGCUAGGAAUACUGCACUUUAUUUUCAAUAUUCAAGUGGUCAACAAUAAUCGCCAGCUCCUGCAGAAUCUCACAAUUGGCUACAAUAUCCAUGACAACUACUUGGACACACUUGGAACUUCAGAUGCCUUGCUGGACGUGCUCUCUACUGGAGAAGCCAACCUUCCCAACUACAGCUGUGGAAGGAAGGAAAACCUUUUGGCCCUUGUUGAUGCAGCUGCAAGGGACAUCUCCAUCCAGAUGUCAACAUUAGUAGCCCCCUACAAAGUCCCACAGAUCCAGGAGGAGAAGGAAGGAGACCCAAAAGACUCUGGGGACUCCAAGGCUCCAACCAUGGCAGAUACUGAAAAAUGCACCAAGUGCUCAGAGGAUCAAUAUCCAAAUGAGGACCGAAUCCAAUGUAUCCCCAAAAGAAUAACCUUCCUGUCCCAUGAAGAGCAUCUGGGAAUUAUUCUGGUCUCUUUUGCCCUACUCCUAUUCUUAACCACAGGCUUCAUGUUAAUCAUAUUUGUUAAAUACUUAGAAACUCCCAUUGUGAAAGCCAAUAACCGGGACCUCUCCUUUAUCCUCCUGAUUUCCCUUCUGUUUUGCUUCUUGUCCUCCUUUCUCUUCAUUGGACGACCAAGGAGAGUCACCUGUCUUCUCCGACAAACCAUGUUCAGCAUUGUCUUCUCAGUAGCCGUGUCUUCCGUGUUGGCCAAAACGAUCACAGUAGUGCUGGCCUUCCUGGCCUCAAAACCAGGAAACAGGAUGAGAAGAUGGUUGGGGAAGAGCUUGGCCAACUCCAUCAUCCUUUCUUGUUCUGGUGUCCAAAUUGUCAUCUGCUCCAUAUGGAUGGGAGUUUCUCCCCCAUUUCCUGAAUCUGACCUGCACUCCCAGCUUGGAGAGAUCAUCCUACAAUGUAAUGAAGGCUCUGUUACCAUGUUUUAUGUUGUUCUCAGCUACAUGGGUUUCCUAGCUGCCAUUUGUUUCACAGUAGCUUUUCUGGCCAGGAACUUGCCUGGGGCCUUUAAUGAAGCCAAGCUAAUCACCUUCAGCAUGUUGGUCUUCUGCAGCGUCUGGGUCUCCUUCCUGCCUACGUACCUGAGCACCAAAGGGAAAUACAUGGUUGCUGUGCAGGUCUUCUCCAUCUUGGCCUCCAGUGCUGGACUUCUGUGCUGCAUCUUCUUCCCCAAGUGCUACAUUAUCAUCCUGAGACCAGAUCUCAACACAAAGGAACAUCUAAUGAUAAAAGUAGGGAACUGA
Molecule: messenger RNA, 1476 nt
Organism: Ahaetulla prasina
Lineage: Eukaryota; Metazoa; Chordata; Lepidosauria; Squamata; Colubridae
Product: vomeronasal type-2 receptor 26-like
Exons: 4
Coding region: 1-1476 (491 amino acids)
Biological process (GO): G protein-coupled receptor signaling pathway
Cellular component (GO): membrane
Molecular function (GO): G protein-coupled receptor activity
Source: RefSeq, a predicted model, not a curated record